This is a messenger RNA of Manis javanica (Malayan pangolin), 2920 nucleotides long. The record is from RefSeq and is a predicted model, not a curated record. Lineage: Eukaryota; Metazoa; Chordata; Mammalia; Pholidota; Manidae.
GCAUUUCCUCCAGUCCGCUUGCUCUUCCCAUCUUGCCGGCCCUAGACACCUGUUUGACCCGCUCGCUUGAAGUCCCGGGGAGCACGCAGCCUCGCGGGGCGUGAGCCCUGCCCGCCGGGCGAGCAGCGGCCCCGGAGGGGCGGGGCUGGGCGGGGCAAGCCCCGCGGCCCGAGUGAGCGCGCCUCUGGCUGCAGGCAGGCCGGGUCUCCUGGCGGUCUGUGUAUCCUGCCAUUCAUCCGGUUGUCGCAGGCCAUGGCGAAACUGCUGGUGCUCCUCCUCCUGCAUCUGGGAAUACAACUCUUCAGGGAUCACCGGUCUUCUUACCAAACACGAAUGAAUGCUUUCCGAGAAGUAGAACCAGUAAACCUUCCUAACUGCAAUUUAAUUAAAGGAAUAGAAGCUGGCUCUGAAGACUUGGAGAUACUUCCUAAUGGACUAGCUUUCAUUAGCUCUGGAUUAAAAUAUCCUGGAAUAAAGAGCUUUGAACCUGAUAAGCCUGGAAAAAUACUUCUGAUGGACCUGAAUGAAGAAAAUCCAACAGUGUUAGAAUUGAGGAUCACUGGAAGCACAUUUGAUUUGUCUUCAUUUAACCCUCAUGGGCUUAGCACAUUCAUAGAUGAAGAUAAUACUGUGUACCUGCUAGUAGUGAACCAUCCAGAUGUUAAGUCCACAGUUGAAUUGCUUAAAUUUCAAGAAGACGAAAAAUCACUUUUGCAUCUGAAAACCAUCAGACAUGAACUUCUGCCUAAUUUGAAUGAUAUUGUUGCUCUAGGACCUGAGCAAUUUUAUGCCACAAAUGACCACUAUUUUGUUGACACUUACUUGAGAUCCUGGGAGUUAUAUUUGGGCUUAGCAUGGUCAAACGUUGUUUACUAUACUCCAAAUGAAGUUCGAGUGGUGGCAGAUGGAUUUGAUCUUGCUAAUGGAAUCAACAUUUCACCUGAUGGCAAGUAUGUCUAUAUAGCUGAAUUGAUGGCUCAUAAGAUUCAUGUAUAUGAAAAACAUGCUAAUUGGACUUUAACUCCAUUGAAGGUUGACGGAAGAGAUAGGAAAUAGCCUCCAGUUGUAUUUCACAUGAUGGUGCUCUGAACAAUACUCAAGAAGCUCAAGGACUCACAGGGGCCACUGCACCCCGGCAACUCAACUCCACACUUCACUGCCUGUGCCAUCAGCCCCUGCCACCUGCCCAGCCUCCCCUGCCCGCAUGUUCCUGGAGGCGUGGCCUUGCCUCAGAUGGGGCUCUUGUUCCUCUGAUCAGGAGAUCUUCCUCCAGCUUCCAUGGCUCUCUCCUUCAUAUCCUUCUGGAUUCUAAUAUCACCUCAGUGAGGCCUUCCUUGGCUACCAAAUGAAAACUUUCAACUCUUCUCUCCUUUCCACACACAGUUAGUUUGCAACCUAAUGUGCAGUUAGAUGCAAAAUCUGAGACAGGCCCCAUACACAGAGGGCAAGGAGAGACAAAAAAAAGAGGCAGGCCAUUCCAGAUGGGCAGGUGCCAGCUUUAAUAAGCAAGAGAACUUACACUGAGGCCUGUCUUGGGCAGCUGCAAGAUGAGUAGAUCUCUCCACCUACCUAAAAAAUCUUAAAAGUUUAUACAGAGCCCUUAACUGGGUUCAGUCACUAUACUGUCCAGAUGGUCUUAGCAACACAUGGCUCUUUCAAGGCUACGUCAUUGGACCAGCUCCCACUUUGGGAAUGGAGGACAGAAUGUUCAUCCCAAGGACAGGGGAUGGUGUUAGGAGCCUUGGAUUGUCUGGGUCCAGCUUGAUGAUCAGGCAGCAGUCAUAUCACAUUUUCUUGAUUAUCUCCUACAACACACACACAUACACACACACACACACACACACACACACACACACACUUCUGUCUCCUUUAUGGCUUUAUAUUCCCUUUAGCAUUUGUUACUAACAUACUAUAUAUUUUAUUUAUCAUCUCUGUUGUGUGCCUUUCCCACUAGGAUGUAAGCUCCACAGUGACAGAUUGUUUUCUACUUGCUCCUGGGAGAGUUCCCAACACCUAGUAGUCACUCAACAAAUACUAAAUUAAUAUGACAGUGCUGGGUAUGCUAGGAGAGCAUCCUCCAGCCCCACGAAUUCUAAUCUUGUCUAAAGGUUGGGUCCAAAGAUGUAAAAACACAGAGGAGAGGAAAGAGAAUGAGCAAAGUGGAGCAUUAUGGAAGUAGUUCCCUGCCCCUGAAAAACAAGACAUUGCUCGCCUGCCAUGUUCACCCACAGCACGAAGUGCUGUCACUUCCCAUCAGCACAUCUAAGGCCCUGUCAUGAGGGGCUUCCUUCUGAGAAAAUUACCUCACAGCAACAUCAAAUGUAACAUCAAGUUUGACAUUAAAAAUCAUUGGCAUGGCUAGUUUUGGUAUUAGCUGAAGUAAAAUGGAAUCUCACACAUUCAUACUGGCUGAGGGAAUAAAAACAAUCUGUGGUUAUAAAAAUAGGCACUUUUCUGAAAAUUGAAAGUUAAAGAAUCUUAUAAGAAUAGAACCCAAUCCAAUAUACUUUCAACACAGAAUGAUAAUGGUGCUGCUCCUACCCGGCAAGGUCAGGGGCAAGGGUUAUUUCAGGUUUGGCUUCCACCUUGGGCAAUAGGUCAUGCCCAUCUCCUGACAUAACUCAUUGAGAUGAUGCCCAUUGAGAUGAUGUCCUUCUUUUGAAGGAUCACAUUAAUUAAGACCAGUUAAUUAAUUCCUGGUAUGCCAAGAAAUUUGAUAAACUAGCUGAGACUGAUCUUAGAAUUUGUGAUGAGAUGUGGAUGGGCUUGUGUCCUAUCUAAGUGUGGAAUAUCCAUGUCAUGGAAUAUUAUUCAGUCCUAAAAAGGAAUGAAGUACUGAUACAUGCUACAACAUGGAUGAACCUUGGAGACAUUAUGCUAAGUGAAAUGAGCUAGACACAGAAGAGCACAUACUGUAUGA